This is a messenger RNA of Trypanosoma grayi, 1017 nucleotides long. RefSeq lists its product as hypothetical. Lineage: Eukaryota; Euglenozoa; Kinetoplastea; Trypanosomatida; Trypanosomatidae. The transcript has a single exon. The coding region runs from base 1 to 1017 and encodes 338 amino acids. The record is from RefSeq and is a predicted model, not a curated record.
AUGACGUCGCUCGAUCCAACGGGUGCGCUCCUCACCGCGGUUGGUGUGGAGAGGGAGGUGCCGCCCCUGUUCGUCAGCCUUGGCGCGAACGCUGCGCUGCCGUCGGAGGAGUACGUGCGCGUGAUUGCGCUCAGUGGUCCGCACGACCUCAACAUAAUCCCACCAAGUUUGCAAAACGGUGUGCGUAAUGGUAAUGGCAGGCAGAACAGCAUAAGCGGGGGUGCUAGCAUGACGAACAUCAACGUAAAAAACCGCAGCAGUGGUGGUGGCGGCGGUGGCAGCAGCAGCAGCAAUUGGGCGUCCGUUUCUCACCCAAAGGACUCUGUGGUGCGACACGACUUCGCACUCCACGCACGCGGGGCGCGGAUGUGUCGUCUGCUGGAGACCAUGUUGGACACGGCAGACCUACAGUUGGAUGUGCAUAGCUACGACAGCAACGCAUGUGGUUCUCUUAACAAGGCCGACAGGAAGGGAAAAGACAGCGCAGGGGACUUGCCACCGGUGGUGCUUCCGCAGGCAACACGACGAGGGUGCGAAGUCCUCUUUCAAUUCCUGGAUUUGAUGAUGACGCGCAUUCCAACGACGUUGAGUAAGCCGCUCCGUGCUCCAAUCGAGGAGCUUGUUCAGCCGUGGGAACUCAAGUUCCUGCUGAAUAACUGUAUGGACGAGACAAUUAGCCGCGCCAUCACCCAGCAGAUGAGCGUCGAGCAGGAAGGUGGCAACAAGAAGAAUAACACAAACGCGGAGGGCAAAGCGAGUUACUAUCGCGUAAUUCUAAACGGUGCGCCACAGUCACUAAACCUACUGCUGGAAGUCGCUAUGCUAAGCGAUUUUCUUCUUGUUGAACCGCUGCGGCAGCUGACCUGCGCCUUCAUUGCGUCUCUCGCGUUAAAUGCAUCCUCUGAUGCGGAACUGCUGCGACUAUGUGGAUUGCAACGCGCCAUGACGGAGGAGGAACUGGACCCGCUCUACGCCCAGUUCGCUUUUCUGCGCCCAGACAACGGCUCGGACUGGUAG